Polypterus senegalus (gray bichir) is the source of this 1686-nucleotide messenger RNA. RefSeq names its product glutathione S-transferase theta-3-like. The transcript is spliced from 5 exons. Gene Ontology annotation, biological process: glutathione metabolic process. Gene Ontology annotation, cellular component: cytoplasm. NCBI's taxonomy places the organism in Eukaryota, Metazoa, Chordata, Cladistia, Polypteriformes, Polypteridae. Gene Ontology annotation, molecular function: glutathione transferase activity. The record is from RefSeq and is a predicted model, not a curated record. The coding region runs from base 379 to 1107 and encodes 242 amino acids.
CACUGUGGUUAAGAUUAGUGUUUGAGAGGGCUUAUAUGAAUCAAAUAAUGUCAAAUAUUGUUUUUUGAGUAAACUCCACAUACCUACAGCUCCAGCCUGGAGGCUAUGGGCUGUAAAGAAUAACAAACUUAUAAUUUUCCGUCCUCAAAACACCGCCCUCUUCAACCCAGGGCACGCCCUCCUUUUUUGUCUCAGUUAAGCCAAUGUGUCCUCAGCUACUGUUUUCUCAUUGAAAAAUAGCACCACAAAGUAUACCGGUCGGAUACAGAGACGUACCAGGAACGCUUCAUCCCUCUCUGUGAGUUGAAGGAGAAGAAGACGAACAGUACAUUCAAAAGGCGCACGUGAAGACGUGAGCGAGCGAGUCUGGUUAACGAAAUGGGGCUCGAGUUGUACCUUGAUCUACUCUCCCAACCCUGCAGAUCUGUUUACAUCUUCGCAAAGGCUAAUUCGAUACAAUUCGACUUCAAGAAGGUGUCCUUAGCAGAGGGUCAGCAAUAUGGAGAAGAAUUCAGCAAGAUUAAUCUAUUGAGAAAAGUACCUGCCAUGAAAGAUGGGGAUUUCACCCUUGCAGAAAGCAUUGCAAUUCUCUUGUAUUUGUGUCGAAAAUACCAGACUCCAGAUCACUGGUACCCUGAAGAUCCCUUAAAACGAGCAAGAGUGGAUGAAUAUCUGUCCUGGCAGCAUUCAGCAAUGCGGGCACAUGCAGCCAAGAUAUUCUGGUUCAGGCUGAUGAUUCCUUUUAUAACUGGUGAAGAUGUCCCCACAGCCAAGAUGGAUUCAGCAAUGGAAGACUUGAACAACACCCUGCAGUUGUUUGAAGACAAAUUCCUUCAGGACAAUCCUUUCAUUGUGGGUGACGAAAUCUCCCUGGCAGAUGUUGUGGCAAUUGUGGAAAUAAUGCAGCCACUUGGCUCUUGUCUGGAUGUCUUUGAAGGCAGGCCAAAGCUAGCUGCGUGGCGGGACAGAGUCAAAGACAAGAUUGGCCCCAAACUGUUUGACGAGGCCCACAAAGACAUCCUGAAUGCCAAAAAUCUUCCACAGACUUUUGAAAAGAAUCACAUGCUGGAUUUUCUGAAGCCCAAGAUUUACAAGCUUUUCAGUUGAGAUCUUGGUUGUGCUUUUUUUUGAUUUUUGAGAAGUAAAAUGUUCAUUAUCCUUUGUGAUAGAGAGAGUUCUCAACUAAGUGUGUAUUUUGACUGUUAAUUCAGAAAUAAGUGCCUUUUGGGAAAAAUAAAUGCUACAUUGAAUAGCAUACAUACCUCUAAGUAUAAACAUUUUUUAUAUUUUACUUGUGUAAAUGAAAAUUAUAUUUACGUACAACUACUUGUUAUAUUGUUAUAGAGAUUAUAAGUUAAAUGCAUAAAUCUAAAAUAACAUGCAUGUACAGUAAUUAAAGAUGUUCUAAGAUACUGUAUGCAGGUUUUAUAACUACAGCGUGCCAUUAAGCCUGGGAUUUGAGACUUUUUGGUGAAGAAAUUAAGACUUGGGUUAUAUGGGUGUCAACAGCAGUGGCAUAGUACUGCCUGUUGAGGUUUAAGCAGUUUAUUUGUAAUGGCAUGAGUGAUGAUUAGAGCUUCAAUUUUUCAUUCUAACUAUUCAAUCCUUCCCUUUGCUGUUUACAACUUUAUUUCAGAUAUAAAACAAUAUGAGUAAUAAACACCCUGUAGUUCACAAAUAUUAAAA